This is a messenger RNA of Chanos chanos (milkfish), 847 nucleotides long. Its product is annotated as caspase-3-like. Gene Ontology annotation, cellular component: cytoplasm; death-inducing signaling complex. Lineage: Eukaryota; Metazoa; Chordata; Actinopteri; Gonorynchiformes; Chanidae. The record is from RefSeq and is a predicted model, not a curated record. Gene Ontology annotation, biological process: positive regulation of neuron apoptotic process; apoptotic process; erythrocyte differentiation. Bases 89 to 847 code for a protein of 252 amino acids. Gene Ontology annotation, molecular function: cysteine-type endopeptidase activity. The transcript is spliced from 6 exons.
CAAGAAUACGGGAGCAAACGGGGAUUGCGUUGACGCUAGGAGCGAGGGUGUAAGAGGUGCUGAACAGGCGGGCGCCGCCUCGGAAGCUAUGCAGGUGGACGCUAAACCCAAAAACCAUGAGUUCAGGUACAGGUUGGACUACCCUUCUAUCGGAUAUUGCAUCAUUAUCAACAACAAGAACUUCGAUCGCAGAACAGGAAUGAACGCCCGCAAUGGUACCGAUGUGGAUGCGGCUAAUAUGAUGAAUGUCUUUGGGAAGCUGGGCUACAAAGUGAAAGUUUUCAACGACCAGACUGUGAAUCAGAUUAAAAAUGUGUUAGGCUCAGCUGCGAAGGAGAACCACAGCCAGUGUGCCUCAUUUGUGUGUGUGCUGCUGAGUCAUGGAGACGAGGGAAUUUUCUUUGGGACAGACGGCUCAGUGGAACUGAAAACCCUCACCAGCAUGUUCAGAGGCGACCGCUGCCCCUCACUGGCGGGCAAACCCAAACUCUUUUUCAUUCAGGCAUGUAGAGGUACAGAUUUUGACAGUGGUGUUGAAGUGGACAGUGUUGAAGAUGACUCUCCAGAGAAAAUCCCUGUAGAGGCAGACUUCCUCUAUGCCUAUUCUACAGCUCCAGGCUACUAUUCCUGGAGGAACACUGUGACUGGCUCCUGGUUUAUCCAAUCACUGUGCGAUAUGAUGUCCAAAUAUGGCACAACCCUGGAGCUUAUGCACAUUUUGACCAGGGUCAACCACAUGGUGGCGUUAAACUUUGAGUCAGCCUCCCAUGAUCCCAUUUUCCACGCCAAAAAGCAGAUACCAUGCAUCGUCAGCAUGCUGACCAAAGAGAUGUACUUUAGACCCUGA